This is a messenger RNA of Malassezia japonica, 648 nucleotides long. RefSeq names its product RAS1 protein (gene ras1). The record is from RefSeq and is a predicted model, not a curated record. Lineage: Eukaryota; Fungi; Basidiomycota; Malasseziomycetes; Malasseziales; Malasseziaceae. Gene Ontology annotation, biological process: Ras protein signal transduction. Gene Ontology annotation, cellular component: plasma membrane. Gene Ontology annotation, molecular function: GDP binding; GTP binding; GTPase activity. The transcript is spliced from 4 exons. The coding region runs from base 1 to 648 and encodes 215 amino acids.
AUGCUCACACGACAGGCCCAGAUUCUGCGCGAAUACAAGCUCGUCGUCGGUGGUGGGGGUGGCGUAGGAAAAUCCGCUCUCACCAUCCAGUUCAUUCAGAACCAUUUCGUGGACGAGUACGACCCGACCAUCGAAGAUUCGUACCGCAAGCAAUGCGUGAUCGAUGACGAGGUCGCUCUGCUCGAUGUGUUGGACACGGCGGGCCAGGAAGAGUACAGCGCGAUGCGCGAACAAUAUAUGCGGACCGGAGAAGGAUUCUUGCUGGUGUACAGCAUUACGAGCCGCAGCUCAUUCGAAGAAAUCAGCACCUUUUACCAGCAGGUCCUGCGCGUCAAGGACAAGGACUACUUCCCGGUCGUCAUGGUCGCGAACAAGUGCGACUUGGAGGGCGAGCGCCAGGUCAGCACGGCAGAGGGCUAUGAAGUCGCCAAGCACUUUGGCUGCCCUUUCGUCGAGACUUCGGCCAAGCAGCGCGUCAACGUGGACGAGGCAUUCAACGAUCUGGUCCGCGAAAUCCGCCGCUACAACAAGGAGCAGGUGUUUGGCCGUCCCAGUGCCAACAGUGCUUUAACGAACGGCGGUGCGUCCGCAUCUAUGAACAAGGCGGAGGAUGGCAUCUCCAAAGGUUGUAAAUGUGUCGUUAUGUAA